This is a messenger RNA of Sesamum indicum (sesame), 1603 nucleotides long. RefSeq names its product leucoanthocyanidin dioxygenase. NCBI's taxonomy places the organism in Eukaryota, Viridiplantae, Streptophyta, Magnoliopsida, Lamiales, Pedaliaceae. The record is from RefSeq and is a predicted model, not a curated record.
CUUUUGUCCAAUAGGCCAACCACUUAAAGAACCAAAAUAUUACAAUUUCCCCUGUAUCUCCACCAAACCACAAAGAAAACAACCAUCGGCAACUCUUCUCGUGCCUCCACUCUCCAGUCAAAAUACACAACAUACUUGCCAUUUUCCUUGUCCCUUUCUUACCAAAUUAUUACGAACAUUUAAGUAGGUCUCAGGUCUGCCCUUUACACCCACCUCUACAAAUAUACAACCUUAAUCCAAGAAUGCAACAAACCUCAGAAAAACACAAACUCCGAACUCACUGCUAGCUCUUCUAUUUCUUUAACUACAUCAGAAGAUCAAGAAAAUGGUUUCUCCUAUGGCUCCAAGCCCACGGGUCGAAAUCUUGGCCCGAAGUGGAAUCAACACUAUCCCAAAAGAGUACGUGAGGCCCGAAGAAGAGCUGAAAAGCAUAGGCGAUAUUUUCGCUGAAGAGAAGAGCAUGGACGGGCCGCAGGUGCCCACGAUUGACUUAGAAGCCAUUAACUCGGAUGACGAAGAAAUGCGUAAGAAAUGCCACGAGGAGCUAAAGCAAGCGGCGAUGGAGUGGGGGGUGAUGCACCUGAUCAACCAUGGAAUACCGAAGGAACUCGUGAAUCGGGUCAAGGUUGCGGGCCGGGAGUUUUUUGAGCUGCCGGUGGAGGAGAAGGAGAAGUACGCCAACGAUCAGGAGGCGGGGAACGUGCAGGGCUACGGCAGCAAGCUGGCGAACAACGCCAGUGGGCAGCUGGAGUGGGAGGACUACUUUUUCCACUGUGUUUUUCCGGAGGAGAAGAGGGACUUGUCCAUUUGGCCCAAGAAUCCGGCUGAUUAUAUUCCUGCUACAAGUGAGUAUGCAAAGCAGAUAAGAGCCUUAGCCACCAAGGUACUGUCAGUCCUCUCCCUAGGGCUAGGACUUGAACAUGACAGACUAGAAAAAGAAAUUGGUGGUAUGGAGGACCUCACCCUCCAAAUGAAGAUCAACUAUUACCCAAAAUGCCCUCAGCCGGAGCUCGCCCUUGGUGUCGAAGCUCACACCGAUGUUAGUGCCCUCACCUUUAUCCUCCACAACAUGGUUCCAGGCCUCCAGCUCUUCUACAAGGGCAAUUGGGUGACGGCAAAAUGCGUUCCCAAUUCCAUUAUCAUGCACGUAGGCGACACUGUUGAGAUCCUUAGCAAUGGUAGGUACAAGAGUAUUCUUCAUCGAGGAUUGGUGAAUAAGGAGAAGGUUAGAGUUUCUUGGGCAGUCUUCUGUGAGCCACCUAAGGAGAAAAUCAUCCUCAGGCCGCUCCCGGAGACAGUGUCUGAGGCCGAACCACCGUGCUUUCCACCGCGCACGUUUGCUCAACAUAUCAAGCACAAGCUCUUCAAGAAGAGUGGUGAUGAGGAUUCUCUUGAUGGGAAGAAAUCAAGUCAUUAAUCUGGUUGAUUACUUAAUCCUAGGGAUGAAUAAAUGUUUGAAUAUUAAUUUUGAGCUUUUUAUAAAAAAAUAUGUUCUUAAUGUUAAAAAAUUAUCCUGAUAAUUUUUUGUAAUCGUAUUUUAUAUUAUAAAUUCUCUUGUAACAAUUCAAUCUUUUUAGAUAUUAUGCAAUCUAUAUAUCCUUGC